AACAUGGCGGCUUGCUCCGCGACUGCAGCUGUCAGAUGCUCAGUGAAUAUAUUUGUUAGAGACACAGUUUUUACCUCAACGAACAUUUGUCGGCUGUCUUCUAGUUACAGGGGAAAAGGUUACACCAGUUGGAGGACGUGCAGUUCAUUCACACCAUCCUGCUCCUCUGAGUCCUCAGCUGCAGAUGUGAUUGAGCACUAUGACCGCCUCGUCCGCUGUGGCUCCCUGAGGGAAGAUGCUCAGCAGCGAUACGUCCUCCAGCGGCUGACUCAGCUGCAACAUAUCCUGAAUAUGUACAGUAACAGCAAGUACCUGAGCUCACCUCCUCCAAAACCGCACACAAAGGAUGACAACAGUAAACCUCAGAGGGAUGAAGAGGCCCACGAUACCACAGCUGGAAACGGAGGUGGUGAACUGGUUGCUGAGGUAACAGAGGACAAGUCUAAUCCAAGACCACCCAAAGGCUUCUAUAUAUAUGGCGAUGUUGGCACAGGGAAGACCAUGCUGAUGGAUUUGUUUUAUUCCUAUGUGGGAAACACCCAUAAAAAGAGAGUCCACUUCAACGGCUUCAUGUUGGACAUCCACAAAAGGAUCCAUUGGAGGAAACAAAGCCUGCCAAAACGAACGCUAGGGAAGAUGUUCACCUAUGACCCCAUAUCGCCGGUUGCCAUGGAGAUCGGCAACGAAACCUGCCUGUUGUGUUUUGACGAGUUUCAGGUGACCGACGUUGCUGAUGCCAUGAUCCUGAAGCAGCUGUUUGAGACGCUGUUUAAGACCGGAGUGGUGGUGGUGGCCACCUCCAACAGACCUCCUGAUGAUCUGUACAAAAACGGACUUCAGAGAGAUACCUUCCUACCUUUCAUCGACGUGCUGAAGGAGUAUUGCCACACCGUCAGCCUAAAUGGUGGGAUUGACUACAGGAGGCUGGACAAGGCUACAUCGGGGAAACUGUAUUACCUUGCAGAGGAGCCUGGUGCGGAGGUUUUCCUGGAUGAACUGUUUAAGGAGCUGGCUUCAACACAAAAGAGUGUUACAGGUCCUCGGAUGCUCUCAGUGCUGGGCAGAGAUGUGACUCUGAACAAGACCUGCGGCUCGAUCGCCGACUGUACUUUUGACGAACUGUGUGGCCAACCCCUCGGCGCCAGUGACUACCUCGAAAUAGCUCGGCUCUUUGACACGGUCUUCAUUCGCCACGUCCCGGUGCUGACGCUGACGCUGAAGGACCAGGUCAGACGCUUCACCACCCUCAUCGACAACUUCUACGACAAAAAGGUGAGAGUGGUGCUGCUGGCCGCAGCUCCUUUACACCGGCUGUUUGUCCAUUCUGGAGGGGAAGAUGAGAAGGACCGACAGCUGCUGGAUGACCUGGGCCUCAGUGGGGAGGCAGCCCAGCGUCUGACUCUGUUCACGGCCGAGGAGGAGAUCUUUGCCUUCCAGAGGACGGUGUCCAGACUGACAGAGAUGCAAACCGAGCCGUACUGGAAGGCGGGAGACCGCCGUCACGGCUCCGAACACACAUGAACACCUAUCUAACAUCUAAUCCCGCCUGCCAGGAUAAUUAUAUACCUCCGAACAAUAUGUGUACCUCACUAACUACUGACGCUGCACAAGCAAAAGCUCCUGUUUAGCAGAAACAGAAAAGAUCAAGUCUAUUUUGGGCAGCCGACGCUAAAUGGUUUCAGGAAUAAGCAGUAAUUUACUCAAAUACAUCUAGGGGAAAGGCCUGAUAUCAGUGUUAAUAUAUAACUAUGUAAAUGUUUACUUUGGGAAGUGACUUUAUGUCUUUUUUGCUCUUAGAUCCUACACUGUGAAGGGUUCACUCCUCGUCUCCUUAUGAUUUAUUUAUUAUUAAUACCACAGCAAGGAAAGCUCUCUAACAUGUGUGAAAUCUGUUUUAUCAGGGAGAGUGAGACAGUCAACUGUUCUGCUCGGCAGUUGUCUACCGCCAUCUGGUGGUCCAUGUGAAAAUCAGUACACCAGUCUCUGUGCAGCUCAGAAUUAAACCAUGUCCAUGAAUUUAACAGGCUGUAUGUGAUAUUGGUGCACAUAUUUUAAUGAUUUAAUUAAGAAUUCUGUUUUUGGGGACCGCUAUGUUCAGACUUGUAUCUUAUGUAGAGCUUUUCCUGUAGGUGGUUUGACAACAGAUGCUAUUUCUGUCAGUGUGCUUUGUUUGCAUUGGUAGAGGAAAUGUGGGUUAAAAUGAGUGUAAUAAAGUGUUCAAGAUGAGCCGUACUUGUCGUUA
Messenger RNA from Solea senegalensis (Senegalese sole), 2242 nucleotides. It is a transcript of the gene afg1lb, whose product is annotated as AFG1 like ATPase b. Gene Ontology annotation, molecular function: ATP hydrolysis activity; ATP binding. The transcript is spliced from 13 exons. Bases 4 to 1521 code for a protein of 505 amino acids. Gene Ontology annotation, cellular component: mitochondrion; cytoplasm. The record is from RefSeq and is a predicted model, not a curated record. Lineage: Eukaryota; Metazoa; Chordata; Actinopteri; Pleuronectiformes; Soleidae.